Messenger RNA from Chroicocephalus ridibundus (black-headed gull), 1128 nucleotides. Its product is annotated as sentrin-specific protease 2-like. NCBI's taxonomy places the organism in Eukaryota, Metazoa, Chordata, Aves, Charadriiformes, Laridae. The transcript has 9 exons. Gene Ontology annotation, molecular function: deSUMOylase activity. Gene Ontology annotation, biological process: proteolysis; protein desumoylation. The record is from RefSeq and is a predicted model, not a curated record. Bases 1 to 942 code for a protein of 313 amino acids. Gene Ontology annotation, cellular component: nucleus.
AUGACGAGCUUGCUCUUUUUCGUGCUGAUGGGCGAGCGCGUGUGCGGUGUGAGUAAUGCCCUGCCGCCCUCGGCGGGGCAGGGGGGACACACGCUCCUCAUGGGGCUUCUUCGCACAGUUGUGACGCUGCCGGCUGCCCCCAUCCAGUUCUAUGAAGCUGCUUUCACGCUUUUCUCCACCGUGGACAGAAACGGGAGUGUUGCAGCAUUUGUACACCUGCGGAGGAUCCCGAUGAGCCUCCAGCAAAAAAGAGAAGAACAGGUAUUGGACGUUACAGAAGCCAUGGAGAGAGAGGUCGUUGCCGCAUUAGGCAAAGGUGAGCCAGAGGAGAUCAUGAGCAGUGCUUCCAACCUAAAGGUGACUCGUGAGGAUGUCCACACCCUAAGGAACGGUUGCUGGCUAAACGACGAGGUCAUUAAUUUCUACAUGGGUCUUGUGAUGGAGAGAAGUAAGAAGGCAGGAUAUCCAUCAGUCCACGCUUUUAGUUCCUUGUUUUAUGAAAAACUAGCUUCUGGGGGCUACAGGACAGUAAGAAGACUGACCAGACGCGUGGAUGUCUUCCAGAAGGACAUCAUCUUAGUGCCCAUUAACUUGAGCUUGCACUGGGCACUAGCGGUCAUAGAUAUGAGAAAGAAGACCAUCAAAUACUUUGAUUCCCUGGGACAAGAAGGAGGGGACAAGAUUUGUGAGACUUUGCUCAAAUACCUGCAAGAGGAGAGCCGUGAAAAAAGACACGCGAAGCUGAAUGUUUCGGAGUGGACUGUUCACAGCAUGGAGCCACAUGAAAUCCCUCAGCAAUCGAAUGGAAGUGACUGCGGCGUUUUCACCUGCAAAUACGCAGAUUACAUCUCGAGAGAGAAACCGCUGACCUUUACACAGAUCCACAUGCCUUAUUUCCGCGAGAGGAUGGUGUGGGAAAUACUCCAUCAAGAGCUGCUGUGAGGCAUGCGCUACCAGAGUAACACUGUCAUCACCUUUGGGUGACUACCUCUUCUUUUAGUUACUUUUCUACUACCUCAUUUGAAAUAGCAGCAGGCACACAAGUUUUUCUCUUUAGGUUAAGUAGUAGUGGUUAAGAUUGUUAUUUCCCCCCCUGCCUGCCCCUAUUUUGGAGACAGCAACUCUCCU